Messenger RNA from Prunus mume (Japanese apricot), 1731 nucleotides. RefSeq names its product UPF0481 protein At3g47200-like. The record is from RefSeq and is a predicted model, not a curated record. NCBI's taxonomy places the organism in Eukaryota, Viridiplantae, Streptophyta, Magnoliopsida, Rosales, Rosaceae.
UAGAGGAAAAUGGAAUUAAUCAAUCAUGAUCCAUUAGUAACUUCAAUGAGUGAGGUGUUGGAUAGAUUGCCUCCCCUGUCCCCUUCAUGUUGCAUCUACAGAGUUCCUAAGCGAUUACGGCGCGUAAGUGAACAAGCCUACACACCUCAGGUAGUCUCUAUAGGCCCCCUUCACCAUGGAAAAGAAGCCCUGAAAGCCAUGGAAGAGCUUAAAAAUAGGUACCUACAAGAUUUUUUACAUCGGACCAAUGUAAGUUUGGAAUAUUUUAUAAGGAAAAUAAGGGCCCAAGAAGCAAAACUGCGCAGUUGUUAUGCAGAGACCAUUGGGUUCAGCCGCGAUGAAUUUGUAAGAAUCAUUCUGGUGGAUGCGGCCUUCAUCAUCGAGGUCUUGUUGAGGUUCUGUUACAAGCAUUUGCGGGUUGAGAAUGACCGUAUAUUUAACAAACCAAGGAUGUUGGAGGAUGUAUGGCCUGACAUGCGGAUGCUUGAAAAUCAGCUGCCUUUCUUCAUUCUUGAGGAUCUUUUCGAUCAUGAAAGAAAUAUAGUUGGCAUCCAGACGACAAUUAUUGAUCUUUCUUACCAUUUCUUCAAAACUCUAAUGCAUAUGAAGGACAUGGAAGACAUAGAAGACACUUUGACCCGGAUACGUCCUCCUCAUCAGGUAGAGCAUUUUGUUGAUUUUAUUAGAAAGUUAUAUCCACUGCCUCCACAAUUAAAAUCGAAACUGCCACAAGUUCAAGGGCCAUUCCAAACCCUAACCAUAGGCAUGAUGUCAUCAUGUGUAAUGGAUGUACCACAAGCUCGAGGGCAACUUGAAACCCAAACCAUACCCAGCAUGACACAGUUAUACCGAGCAGGGGUCAAAUUUAAGAUGGGGUCAAGCACAAACAUAUUCGACAUUCGGUUCAAUAUUGACGAUGGCAUUUUGGAAAUUCCAAAAAUAACAAUAAGUGAUCAAUCAGAGGUCACACUCACAAAUCUCCUUGUCUUUGAACAAACCCUAUGCAAGAAGGUAGAAAAUUACAUAAAUGAUUAUGUUGUCAUCUUAAACAUUCUUGUGAACACCCCGGAGGACGUGGCGUUGCUUGUUAAGAAUGGAAUUGUUGAAAACAAGCUAGGUGACAGCACUAAAGCCUGUACUAUGAUCAAGAACCUUGCUGACGGCGUCAUUAUGGCCGAUGAGUUCUACUUCACCACUCUUUGUGAAGACCUGAACAAGUACUACAGAAUGUUUAGGCACAGAUGGAAGGAAUAUUUGAUAAAACAUUUCUUCAACUCACCUUGGACAACUAAGGAAAUCGUUGCAGCUGCUAUUUUCCUAAUGCUCACUUUCAUACAGACGGUGUGCUCUAUUAUCUCUGCUGCGCAACAAUAAUUCUAGCAGGAAGCUAAUUUGGGGUCUCAUCAAAGAAGGGAUACUAGGAAAGCCUGUGAAUACGUACCUAACAAAUAAAGCUGUGUAUGUCCACCCAACUUGGAAGUUGCUUUGCCCUGAUCUCGCUGCAUUUCCAUAUGAAAAGCAUGUUGUGAAGAAGUGCCCCUGCUAGCUAGGCCCAUUGCCAAGCUCCUGAAAUGAGCUGAAAUAUGUAAAUCCAUCAAAGUCUUUUUUUCUUUCAAGUGUUCAUAUUUAACAAAUUCAAACUGUAUGUAUCAAACUGUACGUUUUCUUGCCAAGACUUUUAUUUGGCUAAAAAUAUUGUUAUAAUAUAUAAUACUAAAUUAUAAACUGUUU